Messenger RNA from Anopheles arabiensis, 4242 nucleotides. Its product is annotated as DE-cadherin-like. Gene Ontology annotation, molecular function: calcium ion binding; cadherin binding. The record is from RefSeq and is a predicted model, not a curated record. Gene Ontology annotation, biological process: homophilic cell-cell adhesion. Lineage: Eukaryota; Metazoa; Arthropoda; Insecta; Diptera; Culicidae. The coding region runs from base 1 to 4242 and encodes 1413 amino acids. Gene Ontology annotation, cellular component: plasma membrane; catenin complex. The transcript has a single exon.
AUGUUAAGAGAGGAACAGCCAUUUGGUACGCCGGUACUGCGUGUGAUUGCAAUUGAUCUAAACCCCCGGCAAACGAUCGAGUACAGCCUCGUCACAACGCCCGGUGAACAGGCACGCUUCCGGAUCGAUAAGAGCACGGGCGACAUCACGACCGCUCACAUCUUCGAUCGAGAUGAGCCGAUCCGAGAGAAAGAGAUCUAUAUCACGGUUCGUGCGACCGAUAAUGGACGACCUCGGUUGGACGAUGUGUGCACUUUCAAGGUGACAAUUCUCGACAUUAACGAUAAUCCGCCCGUGUUCGAUAAAGUGCGCUACGAAGAGUCGGUGACGAAAGACAUGAAGGCGAACCUGCGCGUUGCUACCAUCUCGGCGACGGAUAUGGACGACGGUGAUAACAGUAUCAUCAAGUACGAAAUCGUGCAGCAGAACCCUGACAGUAGCUACUUCAAGAUUAACGAGAACAAUGGCCUCCUUACGCUUACGAAACCGGUCGAUCGUAGCCCUGGGCAGUACUAUUCCAUCCGUGUGCGAGCGUACAAUGUCGAUCCACAGGGUGAAGCCGUGCAGGAUGCGGAGGUGGAUGUUAAGGUACGCGUCGUGGAGUCCAACAAGCUGCCCCCAUACUUCACCAGGGUGCAAGCGGCUGCACUGGUGUUGAACGAGACAUUCAAAAACUACACCGAAUCGUUGGCAGAGUUCGAAGCAGAGUCUAACAUUCCCGAGAAACCGGAAGUAAUCUUCGAACUGAUCCAAGGACGUGCUGAGCAGACGAACUCGAAAAAUACAUUCCUGCUGGAGCAGAUCAACAACACUGCUUCGAUCAAGCUGGGAAAGACACUCGAUUAUGAGACUGUAACGGAGUACACGCUGACAGUGAGCGUCAAAAACUCGUACAAUAAUGUGGUGGAAACCGUGCUGAAGAUUAAGGUACUGGACGAGAACGACAUCAUUCCAGUGUUUACGGAAGUGACAUCCGGUACGAUACCCGAAAAUGAGCCACCCGGCACUCCCGUGAUGCAGGUACGAGCAUACGAUCUGGACGGCACACCGGCCAACAACAUCGUGUCAUAUCGAAUCGAAGACGAAAACCAGCAAUUAUUCCACAUUGACAGUCGAACGGGAAGCAUCACGUCGCGGGUGGAGUUCGAUCGAGAAGCAACCGAUUCUUAUCACUUGAAAAUCAUCGCAGAAGACAACUCUCCGUCGGCGCUGUAUAGCAACGGCAAACCAAAUAGUUGUUCUCAGCUGUUCACCAUUAAAAUAUCGGACAAAAACGAUCAUAAACCGAGGUUCGCGAAAGGUCUCCUGGCCACAGAGGACGUAUCAGAGGACUCGGACAUCAAUAUGACUCUGAUUGAAGUGAAGGCACUGGAUCAAGACACGGCCUCUCUCAUAACGUAUAGCAUCAUCGAGGGGAAUGUGGGUGAUGCAUUCAAGAUUGAUGAACAUACUGGUCGUAUCUCGAUCAACAACUGGCUGGAUUACGAGACUAUUCGUGACUACAAGCUGAUCGUUCAGGCUGAUGAUGGGAUCUUCCAGGACAGCACGACAGUAUACAUCAAAAUCAAAAAUGUCAACGAUAACCCACCGCGCUUCACAGGUAUUCGUAAUGUAACGAUACAAGAAGAAACGAUACCUUCCGGGUGUAUAAUGACCGUUCAGGCGUAUGAUCCGGACAUCGAGAAUCGAACCGAUCCGCAGCUCAUUCGAUUCUUUUACGUUGUGGAAUACGAUGAUGUUAUAGAGAUCGACGAUGGUGGAUGCUUACGGCUCAAGAGAGUGCUCGAUCGUGAUCCUCCGCUAGGCUUCAACCGCUGGCAGUUUAUCAUCACCGCGACGGAUGAAGAUGGUGCGGGCAAAUCAACGCCAUCCACUGUGAUCAUAUAUUUGGAAGAUAUCAACGACAAUGCACCUCGGCUAUCGAAUGCAAUGCCUGUCGUUUGGGGCGAAAACAGGCCGCCAGGUUUAAUCGUAAGACUGACGGCAGAGGACGUAGACGAUGCUCAGAACGGUCCACCGUUCCAUUUCAGUAUAGAUUCGAAUGCUCCGGAUGAGAUCAAGGAACGGUUCCAAGUCCAAAACGACGAGCUGUACGCGUUGGUUGAGUUCGAUCGAGAGGAGCAAAAGGAGUACCGAGUUCCAAUCCGCAUUAGCGACUCUGGCGAAGAACCCAUGAGUGACGUCAGUAUCCUGCAGCUGGUGAUUGGAGAUGACAACGACAACGAGAUGAGACCAGGCGAAAGUCGCAUCUUCGUGUACAACUACAAAGGAGAAUCACCCAACACGGAAGUAGGACGCGUGUACGUUGACGAUCCGGACGACUGGGAUCUUCCAGAUAAGACGUUCAUGUGGGAUGAUGCUACCCGUCAUCAGUCGGUGGACUUUUUCGACCUAAACAGGGACACUGGUAUGAUCACCAUGCUUCAAGGUACACGUGGGGGAAAUUAUGAGCUGAACUUCCACGUGAUUGAACAGUCGAGUCAUUUCCCGCGGCAUAAUGUCACAGCCAAAGUGACGGUAACGGUGAAAGAGAUCCCAGAGGAGGCAGUGGAUAAGAGUGGAUCGAUCCGUUUCCAUAAUGUAACUGCGGAAGAGUUCGUAUCGCGUACACCUGGUCAGCUCACAACGCCCAAAGAUCGACUGCAGGCGAGCAUUGCAAACACGCUCAACGUUAGUCGAGAGAACGUGGAUGUGUUCACCGUGUUGAAGCGCGACAAUGUCAACGGAACCUUCCUGGACGUUCGAUUCUCGGCCCAUGGCAGUCCUUAUUACGCACCUGAACGUCUCAACGGAAUGAUGGGCUAUCGGCUCCGUCAGUUGGAAGAGGACGUAGGCUUUUCGGUGCUGAUGGUGGGCAUUGACGAGUGUAUCGAAGAAGGUCGCAACUGUGAGCUAUCGUGCAAGAAUACGCUCUACAAGUCGAACGUCCCUAUCGCGGUAUACACCAACACCAGCUCGUUUGUGGGUGUGAAUGCCUUCGUACAGGCAGAGUGUGUGUGUGAGGCUCCUUCACCGUCGUUCACAUGUCUGAAUAGAGGUUUCUUGGUGAACGAUCGCUGCUCCUGUCCCGAGGGCUUUGAAGGUCCUCAUUGUGAGAUGCUUGGCAUCGGGUUCUAUGGCAGUGGAUAUGCGCUUUAUCCUCCGAUCAGUCCUUGCAACAUGACGCGAAUAAGUGUAGAACUAUCACCGCAGCAGGAAGAUGGCUUGGUGAUGUACAUCGGUCCACUCAACUAUAAUCCUCGCCUGCCUGUGCAGGACUUCUUGGCAUUGGAGCUCGUGAAGGGACUCCCUGUGUUGCUGCUCGACUACGGCAGUGGUACCAUUCGUAUCGAACAUCGGCAUCGAUUCCCCCAGGGUAAGCCAUUCACCGUAGAGAUCGUGCUGCAACCGCAGACAAUCGAGAUGAUCGUCGACAACUGCAAGCUGUCCACGUGCAUGAGUCUGGAUGCGCCAAAGGGACCAAAUCGGUUCCUAAACGUGAAUGCUCCACUGCAACUCGGAGGAGCUGCGGUUAAUCUAGACUACCUCGGAUCGCUGUUCAACUGGACGUACGUGCCACAGAACAAAGGUUUCAGUGGCUGCCUGCGCAAUCUCACCAUCAACGAGCGCACGUACGAUCUCAGAGCACCAAUCGUAGCAAAAUAUAGUUCACGAACUGCUGCCAUGACAUUUGGUAUUUACUAUAUACUUCUGAUAGUGCUAAUCCUGAUGAGUACGUUACUUUUUCUAAUAACACUACACUUUCACAAGAAGUACAAGAAACAGAAAAAGGUGAAGAACACUUACCACACGUAUGCCACGAUUGAUGAAAACAAACCCAGUGAGCAUUACUCAUCUUUGGAACUGUUACAAUUGCCUCAUAUCUACCAGGACGUUGUGUACACUGUGGAAACGUUACAAAUUGAAUCUUCCACCGAUAACAACAGACUUGCGUUGAACAAACACAUUUACGAGACAAUCGAUGAAGAAGAUGAAAGUGAUAGCGCGUCAUAUCAUCCUUCGCGCGUUCAUCGGCAAUUCUCGACCAGUCUUCCGCUGAUUACUUCGCAAGGAAACCUGCAACAGGAUGCAAAGAAGCUAAAUCAUUACAGCAAUGUACCUUUGUCUGUGGAUGAUUUGCGAUGUGCUGGUGACGGUAGGAGCAUCAGUUCUGUAUCAAGUAGCUCGGAAAGUUCGAACCGUUCGAUAUUAAACAACAACUCUACUAUCUGUAAUGUAGCAUAUUUCGAUGGAUGGAUAUAA